AUGAUUCCUUUGAAUUAUGUUUUGUUAGACAAAGCUUGUGAAACUAAAUCGAUUUCUCGUUUCGCUCUUCUCUUCAUCGAUUUAUUUUGGGAAUUUGGUUUCAACAUCGGAACGAAAGACAUAAGCGAUAUUUUAUUUCAACAUUUCACUGCACAAUCUCACAUAAAUAUCUUGACACAAUUCACCAAAAAUGGGAAAUGGUCAAACGAAACGAUUCGUGCAUGUUGCAAUGAAGUAAAUAAAGAGUUUUUGCUGAGUAGUUUAAUGCUACUUGAUUGGCCGUUACCGGAUUUUGAGACUCAUCCUCAAAUGAAUUAA
Molecule: messenger RNA, 318 nt
Organism: Clunio marinus
Lineage: Eukaryota; Metazoa; Arthropoda; Insecta; Diptera; Chironomidae
Source: the annotation of a GenBank genome assembly